Daphnia pulex (common water flea) is the source of this 1484-nucleotide messenger RNA. RefSeq lists its product as uncharacterized. NCBI's taxonomy places the organism in Eukaryota, Metazoa, Arthropoda, Branchiopoda, Diplostraca, Daphniidae. The transcript has 6 exons. The record is from RefSeq and is a predicted model, not a curated record. Bases 162 to 1169 code for a protein of 335 amino acids.
UGUGUAUAAUGCUUCAUUAUGGCGGUACACCUUAAAGUGAUAGCAUAUAGCAGUAACAACCUUUGAAUUUAAUUAUUGACAAAAAAUUACAUUUGAUCUUUUUGAAUGCAUUUUGCCUUGCACAGUAUCAGUCGAAUUCCUUUUUAAAUUAUCACUUCAAUAUGUGGAAAAGUUCCACAACUCGUUUAAUUGUGCGUUUGUUAUUAUUGACGGUUUUCAUUUUAAUUGCGAUGCAUCUUUUAAAUUUCUUGAUACGUCAUUCGAAACAAACUUCAGAUAUGUUACCUACAAAUCUCGAAAAUUAUGACCACUUCCAAGUACCAUACAACUCAACUUGCAGCCGCGCUGCUGAUAAAAGAGGUGAUAAUCAAAAAAUAAUUUCCUUUUCCCUCUACGGAAACUUUACCAACGAAAAUAUGUUUUACACUUAUCUACAACCUUUGAAAGAUACAAUCAAUUUAAUUGCCCAAAUUUAUCCAGGCUGGGUCGUGAGAAUUUAUCAUAAUAUGACAAUCGAUGACGCCGGUUCCGCUACAUGGCAUCUCCUUGUGAAAACUUUGCCAGUGGACAGCAAUCACGUUGAUUUGUGCAAUGCCACUGAGAUCAUUAAGAAAAUGCGUUUAGGAGAUAUUUUUGCCAUGACUUGGCGUUGGUUACCUUUGCUCGACGACAUGGUUCAAACACUAAUGUCAAGGGACACAGACGGUCGAAUAAUACCUCGUGAAAAAGAAGCCGUUAGUGAAUGGUUGUCUAGUGACAGAAUAUUUCACGUUAUGAGGGAUCAUCCCGCUCAUUGUUUGUUUGGAUUCAUAAUGGGAUGUUGCUGGGGAGUUAAGGUGAGUAUGGACCGUCCAAGAAUUGUGCAUUCAGCAAAGAUGAUGUUCACAAUAAAUCAUAUGCAUGAAUAUGAUUACGAUCAGCUUCUCCUUGAUGAAUUUAUUUGGCCAAUUGCACGAACAAAUUUGAUGGCACAUGAUAGUUAUUGCUGCGAAGUCUUCCAGCAAAGUCAACCAUUUCCGACACAGAGAAAAGAUCGCUUCUUCGUUGGUUCUAGGACAAUAAUGGGCAAUGGUAAAAAUGGAACGGAAGAACUCAGUGACAUAGAUAUAUGCCCACAUAAUUGUCGCCCACAUAACGCGAGUUUUAAAUCUGAUUGGAAAUUUUGUUGAUAAAUUACGGAUAGAAAGUCUACAGUUAAUGUUCUUCGUUUUACCAUUACAGUCUAAACCAAGGCACUCCGUAAAAUAUUAAUAAAUAUGUUUUCAAAGUAUCUAUUAAUUUUUAACAAUAUUGCAUAAAUUUUUAAGCUUCGAAAAUGUUGUUCGAAUUUUUAUUUUUAAUAACUGAAUAAAAGACAUGCAAGUAUGUAGAGAAGAGUAGUUUUAGGGGAGACCAGGGCUAUGUGGGACUAGGGGCUAAAAUGUACAGGGCAAUUUUUAUAUGUACAAUUUGUCUAAAAAUUACGAAAUAUAUACAGCGUAUGU